This is a messenger RNA of Saccostrea echinata, 819 nucleotides long. Its product is annotated as E3 ubiquitin-protein ligase TRIM45-like. Lineage: Eukaryota; Metazoa; Mollusca; Bivalvia; Ostreida; Ostreidae. Gene Ontology annotation, biological process: positive regulation of DNA-templated transcription. Gene Ontology annotation, molecular function: zinc ion binding; ubiquitin-protein transferase activity. The record is from RefSeq and is a predicted model, not a curated record. Gene Ontology annotation, cellular component: chromatin; nucleoplasm. Bases 1 to 819 code for a protein of 272 amino acids. The transcript has a single exon.
AUGGCGACUUCCCAGGGACAGGACGUCAUUCGAUGUCAGCUAUGUUCAAACCCCGUGGAACACCACUGCAAUCUUUGCCAUCUGAACCUUUGUCUCUCAUGCAUACCAAAACACAUGGCCGACAAAUCAAGAAAACAUGAAGUUGUUGAAUAUACCUCCAGAAGGGAACACACUUUUAUUCUAGCAACAUGUCCCACACACAAGAAAAACCGAUGCGAGACAUACUGCCAAGACUGUAAAAUACCAGUAUGUGUUCAGUGCCUGAAAACUUCACACAAAAAGCAUGAAUUUACAAAUAUCAAUGAUAUUCUUCAAAAAAAGAAGCAGCAGAUAAUAUCCGACACAACACAACUGGAAAAUACUAUUGUUCCAAAAUAUAGAAACAUCUACUUAAUACCUACAAUCACUGCAGAGUUUGACAAAGUUCUGGCUGCCAUAGAAGAGCAAGAGGAGAAUGUGUGCAAAUCUGUACAUAAAGAAGCCAAUCGACUCAAAGAUGAGGUAACCAGACAGAAGAAAGAAACUGUAAGGAAGAGCCAAGAAAGCCAGGAUUUGAUAGAAAAAACUGAAAGGGAACUUAAUUUCCUUAUUCAGAAUAACAAGGAUAUUCUUAGUGGCAAUGAUACCACACCCAUAAUAAACUAUAAAUCAAGAAAUAGGGAUUUCCAAAAUGGCCCAAAAUUACCAAGCAUUCCUUGUCCACAGUUUAUUGUUAAGCAAGGACAAAUUGUUGACAUGAUUGGUGUUCUUAAGACAGAUUAUGAUUCAGAAUCUUCUUCAGAAUCUACAGAAUCUUCUGAUAAUGAAUCUGACCUUUAA